AUGGGUCUCAAGUGGGAGCAGAUCAAGCAUCGGCUGGAAGUGCCCAAGGACGAAGAUGCCCACUACGAAAACACUACCUGGUGCAACCGGGAUCUGAUUCCUAUGCCGCCUGAGAGACGCACAUGGGGCAUCUGGGGCUACUUCGGAUACUGGACGGUGUCGGGUUCAUGCAUUUCGGCAUGGUCGACUGGAAGUACUCUCCUGGCCCUAGGGCUCAGCCCCCAGCAAGCCAUCGGCGUCGUGAUCCUCGGAGGCUUCCUCACCGGCCUCCUGGCCGUCUCUGCUGGGUGGAUGGGUGAAAAUCAUCACAUCGGAUUCACUGUCUCGUCACGCUUCUCGUGGGGAAUGCGAGGGAGUUAUUUUCCGGUCGUGCUACGAGUCUUCGUCGCCUGUAUGUGGUUUGGAAUGCAAGCCUACUGGGGAGGACAGGCCACCCGGGUUAUGUGGGGUGCUAUCAUUCCAGGCUUUGCGCAUAUGAAGAACUUCUUCUCCGAGAGCUCCCACCUGUUGACCAACGACUUUAUCGGGCUGAUCAUCUGGAUGGCGGCUUUCGUCCCCCUGGUGCUGGUCCCUCCCGAACGCCUCCAGAUCCCUUUCGCCAUCUCGUUCGUCUUCUUUGCAGGCUCUUGCUUCGGUCUGCUCAUAUGGGCGGUCCACAACGCUGGCGGACCCGGCAGCAUGUUCCACGAGCCCGGCACGGCCGACAACUUGGGCUGGGCCUUCAUGUUCGGCAUCACAGCCAUUCUCGGCGCCUGGGGUGCCGGGACCUUGGGCCAGUCUGACUGGACGCGUUAUGCCAACCGGAAAUUCGCCCCGACGCUGUCGCAGUUGGUUGCGGCACCCAUCACAAUUGCCGUGACUGCUAUCAUUGGCAUCAUCGUCACGAGUGCUUCGAGGGACAUCCUGGGCGGAGAGGUCAUGUGGAACCCGAUCUAUUUGCUCUCCGACAUCCAGGAGAACUACCAUUCCAGCCCAAGGGCCCGGGCUGGCGUCUUCUUUGCCAGCCUCGGGCUUGUCAGUUCACAGCUUGCGAUCUCGGUCGUCUUGAACUCGGUCUCGACUGGGAUGGACAUGGCUGGGCUGUGUCCCAAGUAUAUCAACAUCAUCCGAGGCAGCUACAUCAUGGCCAUCAUCGGCAUUGCCACCCAGCCCUGGCAACUGGUGAACACGGCCGACAGAUUCCUCAAAGUCCUCAGCGGCUUUGGUGUUUUCAUGGCCCCUGCCACCGGAGUUCUGUUGGCAGACUAUCACGUCGUCCGUCGGGCCAAGCUGAAGCUCAACGACCUGUACACGGGAAACAGCUCGUCCAUCUACUGGUUCAACAAGGGCGUCAACUGGCGGGCCAUCGUGGCCUUUUUCUCGGGUGUCUGGCCACUACUACCCGGUCUUGUCGGCACCGUCAACAGCAGCACCGACCCGUCCAUGACGAAUUGGAUCCGGCUGUACAACCUCACCUUCAUCGUCGGUCUGGCCAUCAGCUUUGUCGUCUUCUGGGUCUUGAACCGCGUCUUCCCGCCUCCCGGGCUCGGUGUCGAGGCGCCCUUUGUCGACGAAGACGUUCUGUACGGCCUGGGCGAAGAGAGUUCUGAAGACAAUGGCAUUGGCAUUGGUAGUGGCCGUGGCGGCGAGAAGGUCGGUGUCGGCGCAGACAAGCAUCCCGCCCACGCCACGGUGUCGGCGUAG
Capronia epimyces CBS 606.96 is the source of this 1683-nucleotide messenger RNA. RefSeq lists its product as uncharacterized. The transcript is spliced from 10 exons. Bases 1 to 1683 code for a protein of 560 amino acids. The record is from RefSeq and is a predicted model, not a curated record. Gene Ontology annotation, biological process: nucleobase transport; transmembrane transport. NCBI's taxonomy places the organism in Eukaryota, Fungi, Ascomycota, Eurotiomycetes, Chaetothyriales, Herpotrichiellaceae. Gene Ontology annotation, molecular function: nucleobase transmembrane transporter activity. Gene Ontology annotation, cellular component: plasma membrane.